CAUACACACACCACAGGAGCUGCACAGACAACCAGGAUGACCCUGAAACCUCCUUCGGAGCGGAGCGUUGCUACUGCUCGUCUCCAAUAGAAGGCUGCUGCUGCCUCUCGCCAUGUCUUCCAACGCUGAAUUUCACCAAAAGCUUUGGACUGUCAUCUUCCUCCGUUGAUCCUGUGGAGAGCUGAGACAGACAGAGUUGAGAAAGAAAGAAAGAAAGAAAGAGGAUGAUGGGGAAGUUAUGGAACAUGGAGGAAGGGGGGAUAGUGGAGGGCUUCAGCACGGAGGAGCUGGAGUGCAUGAUCUGCUACUGCCCGUAUAGCCUGGGCAGCCGGCGCCCUAAGGUCCUCGAGUGCUGUCACCGCCUGUGUGCCAAGUGCCUGGCCAAGAUCUUAGACCUAGGCGAGUCGCCACCCAAUGCUGUGGUGUGCCCGUUUUGCCGGUUCGUCACUAGUUUCCCGGGCGAGGCGGUGGGCAACCUGCCAGAUGACUGCAACUUGGUGGCAGCGCUGGCCCUCCAGACCCGGAACCAGAGGAACUUGCACUACCACAAUGAGGGCCCCACCGAGCUACUGCUCAGCCCCAGGCACCUAAGCUCGCUCAUGGGCAACCCUCCCAGCGGCUCCCCAUCCUCCUCCACUACCACUACCACCACCACCACCACCCACACCUACUCCUCCAUCCGCGGUUCACCCAACUACAUGGUCAUCACCAUCAUGGAACCGCCUCCAUCCCCUCAGGACCACCACCCCUACCAACUUCACUCCCACCCCCCUGGAGUGGCCACCAUCCAGGGUAGGGAUUACCACUCCUCCAGUCUGGACUCCAUGGCCUCAAUCAACCAGGGGUGGGCGGUGUGGAACUGCGCUGCCCGGGCGCUGGUGUGGGUGUUGGGGCUCCUCUACUUCAGCUCCUUGCCCAUGGGGGUCUACCUGCUCAUCAUGCAGAAGACCACCCUGGGGGUCCUUCUGGUAAGCCUGGUCCCGGCAAGCCUCGUCAUGAUCAUGGUCUACGGCUUCUGCCAGUGCCUCUGUCACGAGUUCUGGGACCUUAUGCCCCAUAGCAGCCAAAGAACGAUCAUCCGAGGAGGUUAAGAACGGGUUGCAGAAAUGUAACAUUUUUCCGAAUGAGAUCGUUACUACUGACAAUGGAAAUUGGCAUCCUGGAUACCAUAGAAUAUUUCAUUUUUUAUUUUAUUUUAUUUUUUACUCAGACUCAAAUGACUUGGCGGAUUGUAAAUGGGAAGAGAGCAGGUACGAGAGAUGUACAGUUUAGAUCAAUGUUAAGUUUGGGCAUUUUCAGUUCUAGUCAUUCAUUUAGAUGAUGUAAUUUGUGUACUGUGUAAACAAAACGGUCCACCAAAUAUCCAACUAUACUUAAAUAAGAAGUCGCAGUAAGUAUCGGGUAUGCUUUCGCAACCAGAAAAAGUAUGAAGCAUUCUUUUUUCAUUUUGWGGUAUUAACAAUAGAACUAUCUGGCCAUAAUUGGCACAGUAGAAAUGUAUACAUUUGUAUUGAAAGCACUUAGAGGGAGGAACAACGGUCUAAUGCUAAGCUUUGGCAAGUCAGUGUAAAUAAUCAUUUGUUAUAAAGGACGUGAAUAAUGUGGAGGACACAUGAGUUAGUACAUACAUUUAUGGUGGCGGUUAUAUUAUGACUAUCAUCAUACUAUCAUCAUCAUUCUGGUGCAUGUGACAAUAAAACAUCAUAAAAAAUGUUUUUAAUKAAAAUUGUUUCUCAAAUGUAAAGUUAAUUUGACUUAUGCAUAUCACCUUCAGAAUGUUUACGGGAUAAUCCACAAUCCAUACAGGAGAGUAAAUGGAUGCUUCUCAUUCAGAAUUGGGUACAGAAAUGCAAAUGGCAAAUUGACCAUGGCAGUCAAGGGUUGUGAUCAUUACAGCACGCAACAGAUUUUCUUUGUAAUUGAACACAACAGGUCUUAUUCAUUAGGGCACACCAGGAGCAAAAAUGUUUUGCAACGGGGACACAAAAAGAAGUGUUUCUUAUUGGACAAGUCCAGAAAGUUCCUCCUUGUUUCAGUCCAUUUUCUUUCAGUUGGSGCCUAAUGAACACAGCCCAGGUGUUAUGAAUAACCCCUUUGUUUUAAUAAUCUCAAUAUCUUAAUGAGAUGUUUGCACAUAUCGAAGGACAAGUGCAAAAUGGAGAUGUGGAUUAGCUACGUUAUUAACACAACUAGUUUCACAUAGAUGUACUUUUUGGAAUGAUUUUGUAACAGGAUAGACUAUCUAUACCCAGCAAGAGAUGUUACUGAUGUUGUUGCAUUUUCUCAAAUAGCAUAACAAAUGUAAUGCUUUAUACGCAUUACAUUGCCAGGCUUUCUUCUUUUGUAGUCCUAAUGUACAGUUGGGGGAAUUCAAAAGUUAACCUGUAGGGGAGUGGAGUAAAUUGAGACAUUACAUUCAGCAUAAUUCCGUCAAGAGAAGAAUAGUUUUCUUUCUAACAAAGAUAUCUACAUAUACUGAACAAAAAUAUG
This is a messenger RNA of Salvelinus sp. IW2-2015, 2490 nucleotides long. It is a transcript of the gene rnf182, whose product is annotated as ring finger protein 182. Gene Ontology annotation, molecular function: ubiquitin-protein transferase activity. Gene Ontology annotation, cellular component: cytoplasm. Gene Ontology annotation, biological process: protein ubiquitination. The record is from RefSeq and is a predicted model, not a curated record. NCBI's taxonomy places the organism in Eukaryota, Metazoa, Chordata, Actinopteri, Salmoniformes, Salmonidae.